UGAGAAGACAAUUUCGGAGUCACUUCCUUUAUUUCCUCUCUUCCUUCACUCUCUCCUAUAUAAACCUUCCUCUCCUCUUCCUCUCUUCUCAUCUCUUCAAACCAUUUUCGAAAGCCUUGAGAGAGAGAACACAGACGAUACCAACUUUCUUCAAUCUCGUUGCCGCAGUAUAAUUAUCUCAUUCCUCGGAUAUAUCUCUCCUUCUGCGGCGGCGACAAGAAGCUACAAGAAUAAAAAGUCUGUUUUCUCUCUUUUCAAGAAACCACUUACUUCGAAAAUGGCUCGUUCUAUCUCUAACGUUAAGAUCGUAUCUGCUUUCGUCUCUCGUGAACUCUCCAAUGCUAUCUUCCGACGUGGUUAUGCGGCCACGGCGGCGCAAGGGAGCGUUUCGAGCGGUGGAAGAAGUGGAGCUGUUGCUUCGGCUGUGAUGAAGAAGAAGGGAGUGGAAGAAUCAACCCAGAAGAUUUCUUGGGUUCCAGAUCCCAAAACCGGUUAUUACAGACCCGAAACCGGUUCCAACGAGAUUGACGCGGCUGAGCUACGAGCAGCUCUCUUGAACAACAAGCAGUGAUUGAUUAUUAUUACAUGUAAUUUUGUCAAGGUCUUUAAGAGGAGAUUAGUGGGUAAUGAUCUGGUGCAGUGAACCCUAUUUUCAUAUGUUAAGUGCGGUUCUGUAAUGAAUAAAAUAGAGAAGCGUUUGGUUUCCUCUAAUUGUAACAAAAGGAUCGUUGGAUGUAUGAUAGAGUUUUUCUUAUAAAACCAUUUCAGAACUUCUUAACUGAUUACAGAAUUCUGAUUAUAGAAUUCUGUAUGAUAAAUUUAUUGCUUAACGUUUGUACAAACGUCCUAUAUGACAAAACCAUUAUUGGUUAUUUUGAUUCAGAAUCAUAAUGUAACUAUAGGUGAUGAGUAGGUAUGAUAAUUUUCUUUGUAUCGUUCCAAU
Arabidopsis thaliana (thale cress) is the source of this 943-nucleotide messenger RNA. RefSeq names its product senescence-associated gene 21 (gene SAG21). The coding region runs from base 278 to 571 and encodes 97 amino acids. NCBI's taxonomy places the organism in Eukaryota, Viridiplantae, Streptophyta, Magnoliopsida, Brassicales, Brassicaceae. Gene Ontology annotation, cellular component: mitochondrion. The transcript has 2 exons. The record is from RefSeq and is marked reviewed.